AUGUCGUCAUCUCGAGCUGCCUCUGCUAUUAAAGAAGUAAUCAACUUCAAAAAUGCUAAGAGGACGUCUUUCUUCCUCAUGAUAAUGAUAUCAAUAUAUCAUGGCUUUCUAAUGACAAAAUCUGGUGGUAAUUUGUGCAAGUCUCUACUGAGUGAUGGAAGAUCAGGGCCUGGUGGAGAAUUUCGGCCCUACAGUUGUAUGAUACAUACUUACUCAUCAAGAGACAGUCAUAAAUGUUUUAAAAGACUUGCGCCUUGGGGUGAUGUGGUCCGACUCUAUUUUGUUGGAGAUUCACGACUUAAAAAGCUAUUUAAUGCUUUUGUUUAUCACAUAAAUGAUGAAAUUGUUGGAGAAAAUACUACAUCAGAAGCAAGCAUUUCAAAUAACUUUCAGUAUGUUGCGGGAGAAGUCGACUUACGAUUUUUCUAUCAUGAUGAAAUUACAGAUGAUACACUAGAACUAGUCAAGUCAUGGAUCGGCUCUACAAAUUUAUCCAAUGUUACUGAAUCUAAUAUACGAAACAAAAAUAAUGACAUUUCUACACCUACUCACUUGAUAAUCUCUAUGGGCACAAAAACAAUACAACAUUAUAAUAGAUCCGAAGAUGGUCUUUUAGAAUAUAUGAACGGUGUUAAACGUCUUACUAGUGUUUUAGAAGAAUUGAAAUUCGCACGGUGCGUAUGGAUGCUACAAGACCCUGUUGCAGAAAGUCUUUUAUCUAAAGAGUUGAAAAUAAUUACAAAUGAUUUGAUCGAUAAAUAUAAUGAAUUUGCAUCAACAGCUAUGAAAUCUGUUAGUGGUGUAGAAAUAUGGAGUUCAAAUCGUUUAAUUGCUCUUAAAGUUGGUUUUCCAGCUAUAAAUUGGAACUGUCGUCAAUUACAAAUGUUAUCUACAAGUAAUUCAGAUAAAAUGGCAUCGGCAACAUCUAUAUUAGAUUAUAAAGAAGGUAGGGCAAAGAAUAAUGUCUGCUUAGAAAUGCCCACACUUUCAGAUGGAUAUCAUGUCUCAGAUAAAGCUAUGAAAGAGAAUGUACAAAUUCUAUUAAAUUUGUAUUGUAAUAAUCAAAUGAAAUUCUCUGACGGUACUUGUUGUCGUGGUUCUGAGCCAAUUACACCUGUACAAGAAAAAUGUUUUAUAUUUUACGCUAUUUGUGUGUUAAGUACUUUACUUUGUUUUCUGCACAAUCAAUUUAUUUCUCGUGGUAAGCCAUGUACACAAGUGAUAAAUUUUCGUAGAAUAUUUUUAUUUUUCCGUAAAACGGCUGAAGCGCAACCAUAUGUCCCAGUGGAAAGUGAACCUGAUGGUGAUAAUGGUGAUAAUGAGAAUAAUAAUAAUACUGAUACAACCAGUUCAUUAUUUGUGGAAUUUUAUGAACUAACUAGUGCUCUGUCCAAAUUUGGUGCUAUUAUGAUGUAUUUCUUUAUAUGUGACAGAACAAUACUAUUCAUGAAGGCCAAUAAACGUUAUACAAAUUUGAGCUUUUUUCUGCCGAUUAUCUAUUGCUUCGUGUUAGGUUUAUUCUUUAGUGGACCAACUAAACGAUCUCAAGUAAAUCAUUUGGAUAUAACACGUGAAUGGAAAGGAUGGAUGCAAUUAUAUCUUCUAAUUUAUCAUUUUACUGAUUCUUAUAGAGUAACUCCGAUUUUCAUGUCAGCUCGUCUUGUUGUAUCGAGUUAUCUGUUUCUGUCAGGAUAUGGACAUUUUUGUUAUUUUUGGCGUAAACCUGUACCACAAAUUAAUUGGUUAAAAUUAUUGAAUUAUCGUCGUUGCUCCAGAGAAUUCUGCAGUGCAUGGAAAGCAUUAUGGCAAAUUUUACAUCGAUAUUUAAUUGUUAUUUAUCGUUUUAAUUUCUUCGUCUUUGGAUUAUGUCUAGUUAUGAAUCGCGGUUAUUUAGCUUAUUAUUUUAUUCCAUUAGUAUCAUUUUGGUUCACUGUUACAAUGAUUGUUUGUGUUAUAUUCCCUCGUGUAUCUGGUCAAAAAGUAUCUGAAAAUCAAAAUAAUCGGGAUAAUAUCGAUUGUAAUGAUAACAGCAGUAAUCAUAAUAUCACUAGUAAUCAUAAUAAUAAUAAUGCUCUUUCUACUCAUGCUAACAAUGUUAACAACAUGACUACUACUCCUAUUCCUUCUACAACUGCAUCUACAAGUACCCCGUCUAACGCAACUGCCACUUCUACCGCUACAACUAAUAACUCCUACAACUACAAUCGUAACCGUUAUUUCAAUCACCAAUACUUUACUACUAACUACGAGGAAUAUCCACCUAAUCAUCAAUAUAUAGAAUCAGAUGAUGAAAUUUAUUCCCAUCAAUCUCCAAGACGAUCUAGCCUGAACAUGAAUAAAUCAUUCCUGUUACCCACCUCAUCGCCAUCAUCCCUGCUGUCAUCAACAGAUACAGUAAUUGGUGAAAUAUCUGAUUAUAUUCCAUGUCAUUCUUCAUCUGCACGUAAAUUAACGGCACCAAUUAAUUAUAAUUUACAUAAGGGUCAUUAUAAAGCGUUAUCACUCGGUACAGGAUUUGAUCUCUGUCAAAAUUAUUCUCUUAUUACUACUGAUACUGAUAGUUCUGUUCCUUGUAAUCCUCAAUUUUGUCAUUAUCAAGCCAAUCAAAAACUUGUUGGACAUCGAUUACAUCGCUCCGUUGUUAAGUCACGUGGACGUCUUGGUCCACCGUUAACGGAAGAUUUAAUUCGUAAAUUUCAAUGCAUUGUUUUACCAUUAAAAAAGAAGAUAUCACCAGCAACAUCGUCGACACUGAGCGCAACAACAACAAUAACCACGAAUAAAAAGCGAAUGGUAAUCAUGAACCAGAAAUUAAAACAGCCAUUGGAUUCUACUACUAAUACUACUAUUAUUACUACUUCUACUACUAAUAAAUGUCGUCGAUAUUUCAAAUCAAUAUGUUUCAUUCAUUGUAGUCGUAUACGAUUGACUUACGUAUUAAUGAUAAUAAAAUUUAUUGGUUUAAUAUGUUUUAUCGAAUCAUUGUAUCGUUCAAGAGGAUUCUUUCAUUGGUUAUUCUUCUCAGGACCACAAAAGUAUAUAUUUCAAUAUCAUCGUGAGUAUACACCAGCACAGAAAGAUGUUACCAAUAAUGAUGAAAAAAUAUGGUUUUUUCGUUGGUCAAUCGAUCGUUAUUCGGCUGUUUACGGUAUGAUAUUUGCCUUCCUGUGCGAAUCCCUACGACAAAUUGGAGUGUUAGAAGAUACCGUUGAUGAUAACAGCGGUGAUAAUUAUGCUGUCACUGGUUAUCUACAAGGCAUUAAGCAGUCGGAUGAAAUUCGUUAUUCUCGAUUACCACUGAGUAGUAAGAAUUACAAUCUUACUACCACUGUCGCUACCAAUAAUAAUGAUGAUAAUCAUAGUAGUGAUGUCAAUAAUCAUAAAAUUAACAAUGAUGACAUGGAUACUGAUUAUCAUAAACGAUUUCAAAAAGCUAAUCAUAAAACAUUCCAUUGUCAGAAUGAUUACAAUGAUGAGUCUUAUGAAUAUUUAAAUCAUUCAACAUCUUAUGAAAUCAAACAUUAUGAUAACAUUUUCAAUUCAACUGUUCAAUAUUCAAAUCAUUUGCAAAAACCAAUGAAUAGUACUAACAAUUUAUCAUCGUCGUCAUCAUCAUCCACAUUAUUGAGUCAUUUGAAUGAACAUAAUAACGAAAUUUCUUAUUUGUCUAUGCUUAUAUACAAAUGUUUCUCACCGUUAGGUUUAACCGUAUUAGGCAUAAUUGGUCUAAUGUUUUCUUGCAUAUAUGUAUUUGCCUGUUCGAAUCGAGAAACAUGUUUACAUAUUCACGCAUAUAUGUGUCUCAUUCCUAUAAUAUCGUAUAUUCUGGUGAGAAAUAGUUUCAGUUCAUUACGUAGAAUAUAUAGUAUAUUCUUUGCUUGGAUUGGUGAUAUGUCAUUGGAAUUAUUUAUUGCUCAAUAUCAUAUUUGGUUAUCAGCCGAUGCUUAUGGUAUACUUGUUCUAUUACCAGGUUUUCCAUUGAUCAACCUAACUUUGACAUCAUUUAUUUUUAUAUGUAUAUGUCAUGAAGUGCAUAUAUUAACACGUCGAUUACAAAAUUACAUUAUUCCUAAUUCCCCUUUAAAACUUGUUCGUAAUAUUUUAAUUUUUACAUUAGUAUUUCAUUUAAUUACUAAUUCAACAUUACAAAUAAUUCAAUGGGAUUUUUCUUAA
Schistosoma guineensis is the source of this 4173-nucleotide messenger RNA. Lineage: Eukaryota; Metazoa; Platyhelminthes; Trematoda; Strigeidida; Schistosomatidae. The record is from the annotation of a GenBank genome assembly.